Dioscorea cayenensis subsp. rotundata (Guinea yam) is the source of this 1046-nucleotide messenger RNA. RefSeq names its product ubiquitin-conjugating enzyme E2 27. Lineage: Eukaryota; Viridiplantae; Streptophyta; Magnoliopsida; Dioscoreales; Dioscoreaceae. The coding region runs from base 183 to 770 and encodes 195 amino acids. Gene Ontology annotation, molecular function: ubiquitin conjugating enzyme activity; protein binding. The transcript is spliced from 5 exons. Gene Ontology annotation, biological process: proteasome-mediated ubiquitin-dependent protein catabolic process; protein polyubiquitination. Gene Ontology annotation, cellular component: nucleus. The record is from RefSeq and is a predicted model, not a curated record.
UACCUAAACCAUCCAAAAAGAAAACUAAAAUCCCUAUUCACGCGAUUCUUUUCCUCUGCUCGCUGUCUUCCUCUCAAGAGAAAUCUCGAGCUCGAUCGAGAGAGGAGGUGGUGGAGGAACCCUAAAUUGUUGAAGAAUUGAGUGUUGAUUUGAUUGGAGAGGUUUCUUGGGAUUGCUUGAAGAUGCUGGACGUGUCACGGGUGCAGAAGGAGUUGGCGGAAUGCAAUAAGGACAAGGCCAUUUCCGGCGUUAGCAUCAACCUCCACGGCGGCGAUGACUUGUCGCACCUCGAAGGCACCAUCUCCGGACCCGUCGGUACCCCUUAUGAGGGUGGCACUUUCCGGAUUGACGUCCGAUUGCCAAGUGGCUAUCCUUUUGAGCCUCCUAAGAUGCAGUUUGUGACAAAAGUUUGGCACCCAAACAUUAGUAGCCAAAAUGGAGCAAUUUGCUUGGACAUUUUGAAAGAUCAAUGGAGUCCUGCCCUAACUCUCAAAACAGCUCUCCUCUCCUUGCAAGCACUGCUUUCUGCACCUGAGCCAGAUGAUCCCCAAGAUGCUGUUGUUGCACAGCAGUACCUCCAAAACCACCCAACAUUUGUUGCUACAGCUCAGUAUUGGACAGAGGCUUUUGCAAAAAGGACUUCAGUUGGCAUCGAGGAGAAGGUGCAGAAACUGGUGGAGAUGGGCUUCCCCGAGGCAUUGGUGAAGAGCACACUGGAUUCAGUCAAUGGUGAUGAGAACAUGGCUCUUGAAAAGCUUUGCUCCAGUUAACGUCUCGCAAGUUUGUGAAGUUUACUGGACUUAAGUAUUGAAAAUGAUCUGGUAUAGUAUAGAUAAACAUCCCCAAUUGUUGUUAAGUCUGAAAACAUGGUUGAAAAAUCAAUUGAGUUUGUUUCAAUUACAGAAAUGCGUUGUAACCAAAGAAGCCCUUUGAGGUUUGUGAUGAAUUGCAGGUCUUACUAAACAGUAAAAUCAUGAGUCCACCCUCCAACAAUGGCUUUGUUUUCUCCAUUUAAUUCUUUCAAUGUUUCUCCAGUUCAUGCUGAA